GCUCUUCCUCCCAUAUGAUCGGGGAGAACGUUGGGCUAACAAUGGUUACUGAAAUUGUUUCUGUGCACAGAGAUUAGAGAGUUCUGCCUCCCCUACCCAACAGAAUCAGUCUAUUUUGUCUACCUGGCAGAGAUAAGACUUCAGGAUCUUCUAACAUCCAAUCCCAGCUGCAGAGAAGCGGAAUAGAUCAUUUGGAGCAGGUGGGGAGAGAAGCAUCCAGGAAUACCAGCGGUCCUGCUGUGGACCCUAUCUGACAUGCUGUCUGCCUCUGUAGGAGCUCCGCAAUCUGCAGGUCUGGCCUGACGAUGGAGCUGGGUGUAUUAGGGACUCUUCUCCUGGCUGUUUGUAUCAGCCUCGUUUUUUAUGUCUUCACAUGGAGGAGAAAGCUAAGGAAGAAAAAUAUGCCCCCCGGACCAUCCCCACUGCCAAUACUGGGCACUAUGACGUAUGUGAGCGCCAGGGAAAUGCCCCAGUCUUUGGUGAAGCUGAGUGAGACCUAUGGCCCUGUGUUUACCAUCUACCUAUCAAAUGUACCUACUGUGAUUUUGUCUGGUUAUGACUGUGUGAAAGAAGCUCUUAUAGAUCACGGUGAUAUAUUUGGUAUUAGAGGUCCAACAGAACUCGGAGAUCUGCUCUUCAAAGGCUAUGGACUGAUUCUCAGCAAUGGGGAGAGAUGGAAGUUAAUGCGUCGAUUCUUGCUGUCUACUCUCAGGAAUUUUGGGAUGGGAAAGAGGAGCAUAGAGGAGCGCAUACAAAAGGAAGCCUGCUAUCUGGCGGAAGAAUUUAGAAAGAAUGGAGAAGUACCUUUUGAUCCCACCAGUCUAUUGCGUCUGGCAGUGUCCAAUGUUAUCUGUUCAGUGGUUUUUGGAGACCGAUUUGAUUAUGAAGACAAGAAGUUUCGGAAUAUGCUUAAAUUGCUUGAAGAAGUAUUUUUGCUCAUGUCCUCCGUAUGGGGCAUUCUCCUCAAUCUUUUUCCAAAAACAAUGAAAAUCCUUCCUGGACCCCAUCAGGCAAUAUUUAGAAAUCUUGACAAGUUGAGAGAGUUCAUUGCAGAGUCUUUGGAAAGUCAUAGGCAGACACUUGAUGUCAACUGUCCUCGAGACUUCAUUGACUGCUUCCUCAUCAAGAUGGAGGAGGAGAAGGACAACCCGAAUUCUCAAUUCCACUUUGAUAAUUUAUUUGGAACCGUUAUUGAUCUCUUUUUUGCUGGGACAGAAACUACAAGCGCGACUCUAAAGUACAGUUUGCUUAUUCUGCUAAAAUAUCCAGAAGUAGAAAGGAAGGUCCACGAGGAGAUUGACCAUGUAAUUGGCCAGAGCCGGAUUCCUUCUGUAGAGGAUCGUGUAAAAUUGCCAUAUACAGAUGCUGUCAUCCAUGAAAUUCAGCGGGUGGCGGACAUAACACCUCUAGCAUUGCCUCAUGGCGUCAGCCAGGAUGUCACGUUUCGAGGAUAUAACAUUCCUAAGGGCACACUUGUCUUCCCUAUGCUGACAUCUGUCUUGAAGGAUCCCAAAUAUUUUAGGAACCCUCAGAAGUUUGACCCCACACACUUUUUGAAUGAAAAUGGUGGCUUCAAGAAGAAUGAUGCCUUCCUGCCUUUCUCAUUGGGUAAGAGGAGUUGCAUUGGAGAAGGUCUGGCGCGGAUGGAAAUUUUUCUCUUUAUAACCACCAUAUUACAGAGGUUAAACCUGAAAUCCACUGUGUCCCCCGCAGAGCUAGAAAUAACUCCGGAGCCUAACAAGAACGGAUCAGUACCCAGAACAUACCAGCUGUAUGUGACUUCAAUAUGAGAAACUCCUUUACUAUCCUGUGGUGCUGAUCCAGGAUGACAUACUUAUUUUAUAACAAGCCUGUAUAUGUAUACUGUAUUUCUCAUGUGUACUAGGAUCUAAUAUAAAGGGUAAAUCUCCUUUUCAAGUAAAAUAAAAAGGUGAACUAACUCCAAAUAUCCUGAGCAUGCCGCCAGACCCUUCUGCACACAGCAGGCGUGAUGCCCCUUGCUGCCGCUGUAGUGGUCUAUACACCAUACAGCAUGCCAUGAUACACAGCCAAGGACUGAGAAUUCAUCAGAAUGCUUGCAAUGGCAAGUGCUCAUUGGUCAGCGUGACUAGGUGACCAUGCUGACCAAUGAGAAGCAGUUCUUAUUUCUGGGACACCUUACCUGAAGUUUCAUACAUGGUUCUCUUUGGCUGCAUUGCUCUAUUGGUGUAUGGACCACUACACCGGCACCACUGGGCAUUAAGGCUACUAUGUGCAGCGGGGCCUGGGGGGGGGGGGGUGAGCGGGAUAUUUGGAGAUCGUUUACCUUUUCACCAUUUAUGAAAGGAUAACCUUACCUUUUCAACCAAUUUUUAUAAUACACAAUUACUUUUCUCAACUGAA
Rana temporaria (common frog) is the source of this 2382-nucleotide messenger RNA. RefSeq names its product cytochrome P450 2G1-like. The record is from RefSeq and is a predicted model, not a curated record. The coding region runs from base 306 to 1790 and encodes 494 amino acids. Gene Ontology annotation, molecular function: oxidoreductase activity, acting on paired donors, with incorporation or reduction of molecular oxygen, reduced flavin or flavoprotein as one donor, and incorporation of one atom of oxygen; heme binding; iron ion binding. Lineage: Eukaryota; Metazoa; Chordata; Amphibia; Anura; Ranidae. Gene Ontology annotation, biological process: xenobiotic metabolic process. The transcript is spliced from 11 exons. Gene Ontology annotation, cellular component: cytoplasm; intracellular membrane-bounded organelle.